Messenger RNA from Orycteropus afer afer, 951 nucleotides. RefSeq names its product solute carrier family 25 member 41 (gene SLC25A41). The record is from RefSeq and is a predicted model, not a curated record. Gene Ontology annotation, molecular function: ATP transmembrane transporter activity. Gene Ontology annotation, biological process: transmembrane transport. NCBI's taxonomy places the organism in Eukaryota, Metazoa, Chordata, Mammalia, Tubulidentata, Orycteropodidae.
AUGGGAUUCUGGAACCUCAUCCAGGGAAGUGUGCUGGACACAGGCGAGCAGCUGAUGGUCCCCGUGGAGGUCCUGGAAGCGGACAACGAGGGGGCCUGGUGGAAGUUUCUACUCUCGGGAGCCGUGGCUGGGGCUGUGUCUCGCACUGGCACGGCCCCUCUGGACCGAGCCAAGGUGUACAUGCAGGUCUACUCCUCCAAGACCAACCUCAUGAACCUGCUGGGGGGGCUACGGAGCAUGGUCCAGGAGGGGGGCUUCCGCUCUCUAUGGCGGGGCAAUGGCAUCAACGUGCUCAAGAUCGCCCCUGAGUAUGCCAUCAAGUUCUCGGUCUUUGAGCAGUGUAAGAAUUACUUCUGCGGUGUACGUGGCAAUCCGCCCUUCCAGGAACGUAUCCUUGCUGGCUCCCUCGCGGUGGCCAUCUCCCAGACGCUCAUCAACCCCAUGGAGGUGCUGAAGACGCGGCUGACGCUGGGCUGGACAGGCCAGUACAAGGGGCUGCAGGACUGUGCACGGCAGAUCCUGGAGCGGGAGGGGCCCCGCGCCUUCUACCGCGGCUACCUGCCCAACAUGCUGGGCAUCAUCCCCUACGCAGGCAUCGACCUGGCCGUCUAUGAGACCAUGCUGUGCUUCUGGCAGAAGUCAGGGAGGGACAUGGAGGACCCCAGCGGCCUGGUGGUCAGCGUGUCGUCCGUGACGCUGUCCACGACCUGCGGCCAGAUGGCCAGUUAUCCGCUGACCUUGGUGCGCACCAGGAUGCAGGCUCAAGACACUGUGGAGGGCUCAAACCCCACCAUGCGCGGAGUCUUCCAGCGGAUCCUAGCUCAGCAGGGUUUGCCAGGGCUGUACCGAGGCAUGACCCCCACUCUACUGAAGGUGCUGCCCGCCGGCGGCAUCAGCUACCUGGUGUACGAAGUAAUGAAGAAAACCCUGGGUGUUUCGGCAGCAAGAUAG